CUAAAUCCAGGAGAAGCAAAGUAGAAAGAAUGAAAGGAAAGGCGGAAAGGUUUCUGUAGGAUAUAACGCCACCUAGCGUUGUGAUUUAGCAAGAAUUAAGUUUGGUUUUAGUCAAUAGAUGGCUUUCUGUGGCGUUGGCGUCUGCUUUUCCAGUUGAGAUCUAGUAAUUGAAUUCUCAUAGUGUUUGUUUAGUAAAAAAUAACGUCUAUCUGUUAAAGUUCAUCAUGUCGCUACAACGUGAACGGCGUGUAAAUGCGGGCAAUCGCUUGUCAAAAUUACUGGAGGAAGAAGAACAGGAUGACGAUUUCUAUAAAAGCACUUACGGUGGAUUCAAUGAUGAAGAAGAUGACAAUGAAUUCGUUUUCAAAGCGGAAGAGGACCAGGAUGACGUAGUAGACUCAGAUUUCAGCAUUGAUGAAAAUGAUGAACCUAUCUCUGAUCAUGAAGAUGAGGGCACUAAAAGAAAACGAGGUGUAGUCAGUACCAAAGCGUACAAGGAGCCUAAAGCUUCCUCGAGCAAACGCUUAAAGGGUGACAAAAAUGCUGAUGAAAUGACAGAAAGAAUAGCAAAAGCUGGAGAAAAAACAGAAGUUCCUGUGGAAGUCCCGAAGGUCAGGUCGAAAUAUGCCAGAAAGCCAAAAAUUCCUUCACAGGCCAGAGAAAAGAAGGCAGUAAGGCAAACAACUGUAUUGAAAUCAGCUGAAACUGUACAAAGACUCAGGGAGAGAGAAACAAAAGGGAAAAGAAAACACAACAGAAGGGACAAUUCUGAAAAGUUAACCCAACAACAGCUUCUAGAAGAAGCCAAAGAGACUGAAUUGCUUAACAUUCAAUCAUUGGAAAAGUAUCACCAACUUGAACUGGAGAAAAAGAAAACUAGGGUCGUGAAAAAGGCUCCUACUGGACCAACAAUUCGUUACCUCUCGACGUCAAUGCCUCUGAUCCAGGAAGUCAACCCGGAAGCCGAGCGAAUUAAUGUCGAAGAAGAUGAGGAAAAAGAAGAUAAUCCAGUUGUUGAGAAUGGCACGGUAGCCACAGUCGACAGCAAGCAGUGUUGUGAAAGAACUUUCGUUACGUUUUCGAAUGACAGUGUCUUGGAGGCUAAUUUCAGUCGGACGAAAGUCACUCCACCUCAAAAGAAUUUUUGUCCUAUCACCAGGCAAAGAGCCAAAUACUUUGAUCCGGUGACUCAGCUGCCGUACGGCACUCUACAGGCCUUCCGGAUUUUACGUGAGGCCUAUUGCCAGCAGCUGGAGGUGAAAGGAGACGCCAGCGAUCCGGAGAUCGGCCGCUGGAAGGAAUGGCGUCAAAAGUACCGCCAAGCUCGACUCGCCGCUCUAGCUGCCGCUCGCGCUCAACAGGUCAACGCGCAGGGAAACUCAGCACCUGCAUCGACGCCAGUUCCAGCAGUCAAACCCUCCAACUCGAAUAACUCCACACCGACGAUAUGAACGAAAUUCUCCUCAUUUUUUGCAACCGACAUGAAUAAAAUGGACAUUUUUUGAUA
This is a messenger RNA of Daphnia pulex (common water flea), 1507 nucleotides long. RefSeq names its product vacuolar protein sorting-associated protein 72 homolog (gene YL-1). Gene Ontology annotation, molecular function: ATP-dependent H2AZ histone chaperone activity. Gene Ontology annotation, biological process: regulation of DNA-templated transcription; chromatin remodeling. The coding region runs from base 225 to 1451 and encodes 408 amino acids. Lineage: Eukaryota; Metazoa; Arthropoda; Branchiopoda; Diplostraca; Daphniidae. The transcript has 6 exons. Gene Ontology annotation, cellular component: nucleus. The record is from RefSeq and is a predicted model, not a curated record.